Messenger RNA from Trypanosoma cruzi, 1985 nucleotides. RefSeq lists its product as uncharacterized. The transcript has a single exon. NCBI's taxonomy places the organism in Eukaryota, Euglenozoa, Kinetoplastea, Trypanosomatida, Trypanosomatidae. The annotation marks the transcript as partial. The record is from RefSeq and is a predicted model, not a curated record.
AUGAAUGGUGGGAGUCAGAGACACUCUCUGUCAAUAUCUGUUUGCGUGUUCACACACUGGACACCAAACAACCCUGAAUUAUCCGCUGCUUGGAGGAUUUUCGCGAGCUCUUGCCCACACGGGUGCUGCACUCGGCUGAUCACUUUCGAGCGGCCGCUGCAUCACACGUUGUGGUCCAAAUUUUUGUUUCCAAUUGUGAAUGGUGGGAGUGAGAGGCACUCUCUGUCACCAUCUGUUUGCGUGUUCAAACACUGGACACCAAACAACCCUGAACUAUCCGCUGCUUGGAGGAAUUUCGCGAGCUCUUGCCCACAAGGGUGCUGCACUCGGCUGAUCGUUUUCGAGCGGCCGCUGCAUCACACGUUGUGGUCUAAAUUUUUGUUUCCGAUUGUGAAUGGUGGGAGUCAGAGACACUCUCUGUCACCAUCUGUUUGCGUGUUCAAACACUGGACACCAAACAACCCUGAACUAUCCGCUGCUUGGAGGAAUUUCGCGAGCUCUUGCCCACGAGGGUGCUGCACUCGGCUGAUCGUUUUCGAGCGGCCGCUGCAUCACACGUUGUGGUCUAAAUUUUUGUUUCCGAUUGUGAAUGGUGGGAGUCAGAGGCACUCUCUGUCGAUAUCUGUUUGCGUGUUCACACACUGGACACCAAACAACCCUGAAUUAUCCGCUGCUUGGAGGAAUUUCGCGAGCUCUUGCCCACGAGGGUGCUGCACUCGGCUGAUCGUUUUCGAGCGGCUGCUGCAUCACACGUUGUGGUCUAAAUUUUUGUUUCCGAUUGUGAAUGGUGGGAGUCAGAGGCACUCUCUGUCAAUAUCUGUUUGCGUGUUCAAACACUGGACACCAAACAACCCUGAACUAUCCGCUGCUUGGAGGAAUUUCGCGAGCUCUUGCCCACGAGGGUGCUGCACUCGGCUGAUCGUUUUCGAGCGGCCGCUGCAUCACACGUUGUGGUCUAAAUUUUUGUUUCCGAUUGUGAAUGGUGGGAGUCAGAGGCACUCUCUGUCAAUAUCUGUUUGCGUGUUCACACACUGGACACCAAACAACCCUGAACUAUCCGCUGCUUGGAGGAAUUUCGCGAGCUCUUGCCCACACGGGUGCUGCACUCGGCUGAUCGUUUUCGAGCGGCCGCUGCAUCACACGUUGUGGUCCAAAUUUUUGUUUCCGAUUGUGAAUGGUGGGAGUCAGAGGCACUCUCUGUCACCAUCUGUUUGCGUGUUCAUACACUGGACACCAAACAACCCUGAACUAUCCGCUGCUUGGAGGAAUUUCGCGAGCUCUUGCCCACACGGGUGCUGCACUCGGCUGAUCGUUUUCGAGCGGCCGCUGCAUCACACGUUGUGGUCUAAAUUUUUGUUUCCGAUUGUGAAUGGUGGGAGUCAGAGGCACUCUCUGUCACCAUCUGUUUGCGUGUUCACACACUGGACACCAAACAACCCUGAACUAUCCGCUGCUUGGAGGAAUUUCGCGAGCUCUUGCCCACACGGGUGCUGCACUCGGCUGAUCGUUUUCGAGCGGCCGCUGCAUCACACGUUGUGGUCUAAAUUUUUGUUUCCGAUUGUGAAUGGUGGGAGUCAGAGGCACUCUCUGUCACCAUCUGUUUGCGUGUUCAAACACUGGACACCAAACAACCCUGAACUAUCCGCUGCUUGGAGGAAUUUCGCGAGCUCUUGCCCACAAGGGUGCUGCACUCGGCUGAUCGUUUUCGAGCGGCCGCUGCAUCACACGUUGUGGUCUAAAUUUUUGUUUCCGAUUGUGAAUGGUGGGAGUCAGAGGCACUCUCUGUCAAUAUCUGUUUGCGUGUUCACACACUGGACACCAAACAACCCUGAACUAUCCGCUGCUUGGAGGAAUUUCGCGAGCUCUUGCCCACACGGGUGCUGCACUCGGCUGAUCGUUUUCGAGCGGCCGCUGCAUCACACGUUGUGGUCCAAAUUUUUGUUUCCGAUUAUGAAUGGUGGGAGUCAGAGACACUCUCUGUCAAU